This is a messenger RNA of Gadus chalcogrammus (walleye pollock), 3281 nucleotides long. RefSeq names its product tumor protein p53-inducible nuclear protein 2 (gene tp53inp2b). Gene Ontology annotation, cellular component: nucleus; autophagosome. Gene Ontology annotation, biological process: autophagosome assembly; positive regulation of DNA-templated transcription. The coding region runs from base 566 to 1489 and encodes 307 amino acids. Lineage: Eukaryota; Metazoa; Chordata; Actinopteri; Gadiformes; Gadidae. The record is from RefSeq and is a predicted model, not a curated record. The transcript is spliced from 4 exons.
UUUUGUACGUUCUACAUUCUGAUCCGAGGAUCAGCUGGAGGCGGCAGUAAACAGAACAGAACGUCGAUCUGCAGGGAAUAAACGAAAAAUAGGAAAGCUGCAGAUGUUUUGAUCUGAAGAGAAACGUCGGUGUAAAAUAUUACAUGAAGUCCUUCUUCUGAGAAGAAAGCCAUUUAUUUUUUUAUUAUAGUGUUAUAACUACCUCACUUAAAGGCUACCUAAAGCUAUGCUUUACGAGUUGUUGUCGUUUCUACUUUGUGUGUGAGAUCACGUUUACAACUUGAAUUAUAUUACAAAGGCAGGCCUUUGCUUCAAAACCAAGUGAAACCUUACAUUUGCACUACGGAAGCCUGCACACUCCUGUCCAGCAAGCACAGGGAUCCAGCAGCGGAGCAAGCUUAGGAAACAAAUUAAAUAAAUAUAUCAAACACAAGUAACAAGCAACAAAAUUGGUCAAUAAAUAAGACCAAAAAAACAAAAGGCAGCUACAGCUUUGUUUAGCGGAUCAAAAACCAAGAGACAUCAGAGGGCCCGGGUCCAACGGACAGCAGGGAGAGCAGCAGCCAUGUUCCAGCGCCUGAGCAGUCUGUUCUUCGGAGAGGUGGAGGAGGUGGCCGCCGAGCUGAAGGGGGAGAACCCCUGUGUGACGGAGGCAGACGAGGAGGGCUGGAUGCUGGUCAACUUGCCUGUGGAAGCUGAUUGCACGAUCCCGCUUGAGGGUGAGCGGGUGGUACAAUCAUGUCCGGGCAACGUACAACUGAACCGUCAGGACAACAUGCAAACGACACUCGCAGAGACCGAGUGGCCCCGCCCACCUCUCAAGCGUCGCAGGACACACAGAGGCCGGGCGCGAGAGCUCGAGACGCCGCUAGGCCCGUGUGCCAAGUCCCGGCCCCGGGUCUCGGGGGCCUCGACGCCCGGGACCCUGUCCAGACGGGCCGAAGGGUCGGCGCUGUCCGCGUCCCCCGGAUCCGGGCGUGAAUGUGGCGGCGGUGGGGGUGGUAGCAGUAGCGCAGGCUCGGAAAGAGGCUGCAUGGAUGAGAGUUGGUUUGUCACCCCUCCCCCCUGUUUCACUGCAGAGGGCGCCACUGCCGAGGCCAGCCCCAUGGAGGACCUGCUCAUCGAACACCCGAGCAUGUCCGUCUACGUCUCCCCCAACAACCUCUCCAUGGUCUCCAACGGCAACCUUUCCGUGGUGGGGGAGGAGAGCGUGAGCCUGGCAGGCAGCAUGAGCAGGGUAGCCGACCAGCCCGCCGCUCCCGCCAUGCCCACCAGGGCGAGCCGUGGAGCCGCUGCCCAGGCCGGAGCCCUGGCCAAGGUCACCCAGGUGGCACGGGUCCAGCGCGGGAAGGCACGCAUCGAGAGGCGCCACCUGGGUCGCAACCGCAUCCAGCGCCAGAACCGCGUCAGGGAGCAGGUUCCACGCCACGCCGCACACGCCAGAAACACCUUCCUACAACAGCCCGGAAACCGCAGCGUCUGCCAUUAGUCCUCGCCGGGGAGGGCCGUUUACUCUGAAGGCAUUUCUAGAUCAUAGUCACACCCAGGGUACGCAUACAUGCUGUACAAGGUCAUUCACAUACAGAAGAUGGGACAUCAACACGUUGCACCUAGACAGAUACACCCCAGGCUCUGAAGGCUUAGUCACAAACUGCUACAAUGUCACCCCGAAUUAGCACUAGCUUCAUUCACCCAAUACAAAUAUUCUGAGUUAAUUUUUCUUCUCUUAUAUAAAACAUGAUUAGGAAUGUAAUACAAUGUUUAAAGUCACUGUAGAUCUGCAAAACAACAAAUAUAAAUAUGAAUGUCCCCGGACUUUAAUAAAAUAGUACUAUAUUAGUUUGUUCUCAAUUUACCCUGCAACUGAAACCUAAAGGAUGUUCAUUUACCAAAUAUUUUUUAUUUUAUUAUAUUCCGGAUAUUAUUGUUUACGUUUGGUGGUAGUUAUAUUAAUUCUAAGAAAAAAUUAAGGGUGUACUUUCUCUGUUAAUCAGAAUUAAUUUUGUACAGUAAAAUACAUUAGAUUGAAUAAUGUAAUGAAGUUGAGAUUGAAUGGGAUUGUACCAAAACCUCAUUCUCUUUUUGUUUUUGAGAGUAAGAGGGAUGUACCACUAUGUAGCAAGUGAGGAGGAAAUGCCAGAAAUGUGCUUGUGUUGGACUGGCCUCUUCUCAUGAUAAUAUAUCACGUUAUAUUAGAAAAAGAGAAGCUGAUGAGAUGAAAAAGAGGUAGUCAAUUUACUAAUCUGAAACAACCGUUGGCAUUUCACCUCUUAUCGCUGUUUGAAAGAUAUAAGCAAAGUAGAGGAUGGGAAGAGGAUGAACAAAAAUACAAUGAGUUGCAUUAGUUGAUACUGCAAGAGGAGGGUGUGGUUAGAUAAGGUAGAUAAAGUAAGUGUAUUGUGGCUCUCUGUGCAGCCUAUGAGUUAACAACCUUGUUAAUGAGUCUGUGUGAUGACAUCACUAUAGGAACCAGCAAGUGGCAUAGGAUUAAUAACAAUAACAACCAGCACAUUAAUAAGGUGGUUUCUAAAACAUAAUAACUAGCAUGAUGUCACCAUGAACUCUCGUUUUCUGUGUCUGUGUAAGAGACGUAUAAGAUAUACUUGACAAAAGCUUUGACCAAAUGUAAGGCUCGUGGCAUGGCAGGAGGCUACAAUGUAGGGCAGGGUAAAGGAGGUCCAGAGUGGUAUGGAGGGCAGUUUUAUAACAUUGUUUUCUGUUCAUCAUCUUUCAUUCAGACAUCAUUCGUUCCCCGUUGGAUGUCCAAGGAUAUUCAAAACUUUACACAUUCUUUCCCCCUGAGAAACACGGAAAGUACACUUUUAAUUAACGUUAUUUUAACCGAAUGAACUGAAAAAUCAUCUGUGAGGAGGGUGCUUCCAGAAAGAAUUUUUUUUUUUUUAAAAGCCCAGCACAUGUCAUCCCAGUGGUGCGCGCGUGUUGUUAAUAUUGUGACAUCCGUGAAAACACAAAAAGAAAUGGCUAAGAUUUACUCAAUGUAUUCCUUACCACUGCAGACAAACAAAAUGCUUAGGAUGAUGACGAUGAGAAGAAACAUGAGAUUAUCCGCCCCUGACACACACACACACACACACACACACACACACACACACACACACACACACACACACACACACACACACACACACACACACACACACACACACACACACACACACACUUGAUCAGGCUGUCCUUCAUUGGUGACAGGCUCUCUCUAUUUUUUUCUUUUGCACUUUUGGCCUCUCUCUCUCUCUCUCUCUCUCUCUCUCUCUCUCUCU